AUGUUUUAUAUUGGGCUAUUCAAUUUCUUGAGGACACAAAAAGUGCAAGGCGUGCUUGCUUUGAUAUGCCUCAUUACUUUUCCAUUUGUGGUGCCAUUGACAUCGAUAUUGUCUCUUAGCAAAUACCAGCAUCAUCCGAGGAAGGUUUUCCAAUGUGGUGUCAACGCAUUGCCGGGCCAGGAGAUAUGCCCACAGGGCAUGUGCUGUUCUCGAUAUGGAUUCUGUGGUACGACGAAAGAAUACUGCGGCCUCGGAUGUCAAAACAAUUGUAAGAAAAGAGCAAAAUCAAAAAUUUCCUCCCCUUGUCCAGGAGCAAUGACUCGAUCAAUUGCAUACUACGAAAGCUGGGCAAGUCAUCGCGUCUGUAACAAUUAUAUGCCAUCCGACAUCGAUCCGACACCAUAUACACACAUCAACUUUGCCUUUGCCCUAAUCGACAACGACGGAGAAGUCAUGCUUUCUCUCUCCAAUGAUACCAUAUUGUUCGAUCAAUUGAAAGAUGUCCGCGACAAAAGCCAGGCUGGUGAUGUCGAGUUAUGGAUUGCCGUGGGUGGAUAUGCCGUAGGAUCAGCGCCGUUCGCCAAAUUAGCUGCCACACAGCAAGGCCGUAAGACAUUCAUUGACUCGGCAUGUGCUUUUAUGGAUAAAUACGGCUUCAAGGGCAUGGAUCUUGACUGGGAGUAUCCUGCUGCCACAGAAACUGGAGGUACAACGGCAGAUACCGCAAAUAUGAUAUCACUGGUCAAGGAAUAUCGCGACAAGUGCAAGAAUAAAGGACUGAGUGUGACAGUGCCUGGGGGAACAUUUUACAUGAAAGGAUUCGAUCUCAAGGGUAUUGAGCCAUACGUCGACUGGUUGAAUCUCAUGGCAUACGAUCUUCACGGAAGCUGGGAACAGCCUACCAUCGCGGAACCACACACAAACCUCUCGGAUAUUCAGCAGUCACUACAACUUGUUUGGAACGCAGGGGUGAGUCCUGGGAAAGUUAUCCUGGGGCUUGCGGACUACGGCAAAACAUACACACUAUCCAGUGGCUUAUGCACACAGCCUGGCUGCCCUGCUACCGGUCCUGGACUACCAGGACCAUGUUCUAACGAAGCUGGAAGCUUGCAUAAUGCCGAAAUAGAAGCAGUUCUGAAAAAACAUACCGAUAUACAGCCUCAACUUGAUAAGAAGGCAGCAAUCAAAUAUUUUUCAUGGGACAAGACACAAUGGGUUUCGUACGAUGAUGAGGAGACAUGGCAACUCAAGAAGCAAUUUGCUGCAGACAAAUGUCUGGCGGGAACUUUGGAGUGGGCUGUAGAUAUGAGCGUCAUUUCGUCAAAAGACACGAAAGAUGAUCUAUAA
Talaromyces marneffei is the source of this 1347-nucleotide messenger RNA. RefSeq lists its product as uncharacterized. The record is from RefSeq and is a predicted model, not a curated record. Gene Ontology annotation, molecular function: chitin binding. The transcript has 6 exons. Gene Ontology annotation, biological process: carbohydrate metabolic process. Bases 1 to 1347 code for a protein of 448 amino acids. NCBI's taxonomy places the organism in Eukaryota, Fungi, Ascomycota, Eurotiomycetes, Eurotiales, Trichocomaceae.